This is a messenger RNA of Lactuca sativa (garden lettuce), 900 nucleotides long. RefSeq names its product Sas10/Utp3/C1D family. NCBI's taxonomy places the organism in Eukaryota, Viridiplantae, Streptophyta, Magnoliopsida, Asterales, Asteraceae. Gene Ontology annotation, biological process: regulation of gene expression; maturation of 5.8S rRNA. Gene Ontology annotation, cellular component: exosome (RNase complex); nucleolus. The record is from RefSeq and is a predicted model, not a curated record. Gene Ontology annotation, molecular function: DNA binding; RNA binding.
AACUCUGUUCUUCGACUCAAUUUAGCGGCGCUCGAGAUUUUGGAGGUUGCAGGUUAAAAACGAACGACACAAGUCACAACCAAAGAAACCACCAAGAUGGACGGAGGAGGAGGAGGAGUAGUUCCGGAAUCAAUAACGGAGGCAGCGAAUAGAACUUCAAUCAACUUUCAAGAAUUCCAAACUAAUUUCCUCGAUUUCUUGCCUCUUUGCGACUCUGAUACUCUUUCCGAAUUGGACCCUCUUCAGCGUGCUCAAUCUCUCCUCUUGCUCGCAAAAGCCACCACAACACUCUUCACAUUGAAGUUGCGUUGCAAUGGCGUCGACCCAGAUGACCAUCCUGUCAGAUCGGAACUUGAGCGAUUGAACUUGUAUCAGGAGAAGCUCGAUAGGUCUUUAAAUUUGAGCAAAGCCCCCUUGCGACCUUCUGCUACAUUAAACUAUCAGGCUGCAACCAGAUUCAUUGAGCAUUCGUUGCCUGACCUUACUUCUGAUCAAAGAAAGAACAUGAGGGAAAUCAGUAGACGAGAGGGGGUAAAAUCUGGAAAUGUUAGUAAGAAGAGGAAGUAUCUUUCAUCUGAUAAACCUUCUGUCCGAACUGCUGCCCAAGAGUUUCUUGAAAAAGCAGCUCGUGAGCUUCUUGGCAAUGAUAAAAGUUCCUUCAAGGGGCCUUUAAAGCCUCAAGAUGAAGAUGAAGAUGACAUGGCUGUCACUUGAUUCUUAGGAUGGCAUGGCUGGUGUUUGUAAGUCUCUUUGUUUUUUAUUUGGUGGGUUUAUAUGAAUGAAUGAAUGUAUGUUAUGAUUUAUAAAGUAGGAUUAUGUAGUAAAUUUAAGUUGGUAGUUAUGGUAUAACAAGUUUACCUUAAAUGAAAAUCAGAUCAAAAUUGGUUAUCUUUCAUACAA